Messenger RNA from Gadus chalcogrammus (walleye pollock), 1319 nucleotides. It is a transcript of the gene dynll2a, whose product is annotated as dynein, light chain, LC8-type 2a. NCBI's taxonomy places the organism in Eukaryota, Metazoa, Chordata, Actinopteri, Gadiformes, Gadidae. Gene Ontology annotation, molecular function: dynein light intermediate chain binding; dynein intermediate chain binding. The record is from RefSeq and is a predicted model, not a curated record. Gene Ontology annotation, cellular component: cytoplasmic dynein complex. Bases 189 to 458 code for a protein of 89 amino acids. Gene Ontology annotation, biological process: microtubule-based process; cilium assembly. The transcript is spliced from 3 exons.
GGAGGGCGAGCUGCUCAGCCAAUGAGAGGAGCGCAGCGUAGAGUGAAGGGCGGGUGAGGAUUCGUAGCAUAGCUGACGGACUACCUACAUGGUUGUGCAAAUCUGAAGGCAUAUUAGUCUUUGGUAAAUCAGUACAAUUGAUCUUCAGACACCACAAGUAUCCAAAGAGUCCGGUAAAAGCAGCCAUCAUGACAGACCGGAAGGCCGUGAUCAAAAAUGCAGACAUGUCCGAGGACAUGCAGCAGGAUGCAGUGGAUUGUGCCACCCAGGCCAUGGAGAAAUAUAACAUAGAGAAAGACAUCGCAGCAUACAUCAAGAAGGAGUUUGAUAAGAAGUAUAACCCGACCUGGCACUGCAUCGUCGGGAGAAAUUUUGGCAGCUAUGUUACCCAUGAAACAAAGCAUUUUAUUUACUUCUACCUGGGCCAAGUGGCCAUCUUGCUCUUCAAGUCUGGGUGAUUGGUUGCGCUGAAGCAGUGAGUUCCUCUACGUGUAACUUUAGCAAGAAUGCACUGGUGGCCGAUGUCUCCCAUACACAAAUAAUGACAUACCAUAUUUGAUGCAAACCAGCCAUGCGCAUUGCAUGGACUUCACACUAUUUAAUAUGUAUGUUAAAGUAAGUUUACUUUUCACUAGUUGCCAUUUGAAUGCAACUGGGGUAGUUUUGUUAAUGUUAUUCAAUCUAGGUCUCACAAGAUUUCCCAAACGUCCCUUGAUUGUAUAAUGGCGGAAAGCUACAGAAUGCAAGUUCUUGUGUGGCAGAAGCCGCAACGCUGAGCCCCUUCAAUCGGGUCUGUGGCCUUCAUCUGCUGUUAAAACAAGAAAGAAAUCUAAUGGGUGUGCAUCAGUUGAACCUCAUCCUACAUGGCUUAUUGCCCAAUAUGUUAAAUUAAACUGUGAAGGACUGAAGAUGACGAUUGGCUCUUAUUGAUUCCAGUAGUUUCCACCCGAUCACACAUCCUCUCAGAGCCCGGCGGAAGACUACUGCUUUACCAUACACCGGAUCACCGACCAUGUAACUCCCAAUGUACAUUUAGUUCAUGUAGUGAAUUGGUAGAUCCGAAAGCAUCGUAACACUUUCAAAAAACGAAAGAUAGCUUUGAGGUCAGGUUUGUGUUUAACCUCCGUCUGAACACAAUUGUUGGGAGGACGCAAGUAAAUCCUUCACAUCAAAAUCACUGUCUGUCCUGUCCGACAAAACCAUGGCAAAACAAUAACCAACCGCCAAUCAAGCGAGCGCAAUGGUUUCUGGGUAGUUGACACUAGUGAUAUUAGUUUCCUUUGCUUUGAUAUGUACUGUGAACAAGUGGAAGGACCUAU